UAUCCGAUUCUCCAAUCCUCGCCACUGACACAAACAACGUAACGGUAGGGACAGGGAAGAGAUGGCGACCAGUAUGUCAAACGCUAACGUUACCUAGCCAAGGUGAUGUUUUUUAAACUACCCAUCAGAUAAAGAGUUUACCUUGUUGAUUUCACAUAAGCUAAAUAACCGGACACUAUGGAGGAACCGUGGGACUUUGAGUUUCUGUCCCGCAUCGCUGACAGCUGCUUGUCGUUCCUCUCAGAAUUUGUUGACGACUGGCUCGCCAACGAUAUGAGAGUUUGCAUAUUCAAAAUCCUACUCAGCUGGCUAAUUGUAAGUCUUAUCGCCAUUCACUUUGCCUGGAAAGUGUACGGAAAUACAGUCAACGACAUGUAUUAUCGGCAAGGGACUGGACAGAAUGGAGGCACUCCUGAAACAGCAUCUCAUCUGAGUGGAUGGGAAGGCAAAGCAGGAGAUACCCUAAAGACUCAUCGCGAUUAACAAGACAUGGGUGUCGGACCUUUUCCAAGUGAGAGCUGGACUCCUGUAAUGAGACAUUAAAUGCACCCUCAGACUUUGCUUCAAUGCAUUCAAGAUGCAUGCACAUUCUGGCAACUGCCCGAAGAAACAUCUGCUAUGCAUACCAACAGUGUCACACUGAUAUCCACUGUAUCAACUACAUAGUGCUCUGAGUUGUUUAUUUAUUUUUCAAGAGGCUUCAGUACAAAUGGGUCCUACAAUGAUGGGAUUGUGUGUGAAUUGAGGUGCUUUAAGAACACGGACACGGUGGCACACACUUACCGCAGAGCAAAUUAACACUGUUUCUCAUUACCUGAGAGGAACAUUGUGUGAACCUAAUGUGAGAUACAGAGUGCCUGAUUAGAGUAUUUACCCCUCUUUGACUUUUUCCAUGUCAUUUAUUAAACAUUGAACACUCAGCCAACUCCUGUGCCAAAAUAAAACAACAAAUCAGAUACAACGGAUCAAAAUUAGAUUCUGAUAUUAAAUACUUUGACUGUUUUGUUAAGAAAUGCAGCAUUGUACUGCACUUCACCAGUUUUAGUAUAACAUCUGCAGCAGGAAAAACAUACGUGAGAUCUGGGCUGUGCCAGCCGCCACGAAGCAUUGCAGCACGUUGUAUCGAUGUUUCUGUACAGGAGGCCCUAGUGGCUUAUGAUGGGAGAGGCUCAGCUGAAUGAACCACAAUACAGGAAAAGUCCUGAAGGAAAAACUGCUGCAUUUAGCUUGAAAACAAAGCCAAAAUGGCUUUAAACAACAAUGUUUAAGUUCUUUAGUGAUCAGUUCAGAGUCCACACCUCAGUCCAGAUUAGAUAAUAAUUUGGUCAUCAGAUUUCCAAAACUGAAAGAAAUCUAUCCAUAAUUAGUAGAUUCAAAGCCAUAAUUGCUGCCAAAGGUGCUUCCUUUACCUGAGGAUUAAAACAUUUUCCUAUGUGAUCAACCAUUUAGAAAAAAAAUUAUGUUAAGUGGCAAAAAGAUUAGUUAAAUCCACUUGGGAUUUAAUGUAAAAUAAUAAAACAUGAGAAAUUCAAAGGGGAGUUGAAUACUUUCACAGUGCAUUGAAUGAGCCAUCUUACCAUCAGCUAUUAUAACUGAUGUUAUAAUACUGUUAUAAUGGUGAAGAUAAGACAAUGUACUGCAGUGUGUAUUUACAGAAAUGUUUAAUGAUGUGCAUAGUCCUAGUCAAAGGAACUAAACUACAAAAUCAUCAGCAUAUUUGAGAUAACUUGAAGUUCCUGAGAAGAAAAUACAACUGUGCAAGUUUUAUGUAAAUGCUUGGUUGAUAUUAAAUGUGUUGUUUUUGAAAA
Molecule: messenger RNA, 1808 nt
Organism: Gymnodraco acuticeps
Lineage: Eukaryota; Metazoa; Chordata; Actinopteri; Perciformes; Bathydraconidae
Gene: tcta
Product: T cell leukemia translocation altered
Exons: 3
Coding region: 178-483 (101 amino acids)
Source: RefSeq, a predicted model, not a curated record